Cynoglossus semilaevis (tongue sole) is the source of this 1569-nucleotide messenger RNA. RefSeq names its product parathyroid hormone-related protein-like. Gene Ontology annotation, biological process: bone mineralization. Gene Ontology annotation, cellular component: extracellular region. Gene Ontology annotation, molecular function: hormone activity. Lineage: Eukaryota; Metazoa; Chordata; Actinopteri; Pleuronectiformes; Cynoglossidae. The transcript is spliced from 3 exons. Bases 277 to 786 code for a protein of 169 amino acids. The record is from RefSeq and is a predicted model, not a curated record.
GAAAUAAAUAGCCCAACACACACUGUCGGGAGGCAAAUGAAUGGAGCAGAGCGACGGGGGGAUUUCCCCACUCUGCCUUCACACCAAUGGAUCUGGACUUAAGUUUUGAAGUGGACAACUUCAGUUUGGCCAAAUAGUUUUUCUUUGAAAUACUCUUUACUUUUUUUUUUUUUUUUUUUUUGUGCGACAAGAUCAUCUGCAGAGAGCUUGAAAACGGAACACUGAGUGGAUUUUCACCCUAAUAUAAUUGACAUAAUAUAUAUAUUUGGCCGAAGGAUGUGUUCAAUUGUGCUGCUUCAUCAGUGGAGUCUGGCUGUGUUCCUUCUCUGUUCCCCGGUGACUCUGGACGGCAGACCAGUCGACGCAGCCGGUGGCAGAACGAGGAGAUCAGUGAGCCAUGCCCAGCUGAUGCACGACAAAGGGCGCUCCCUGCAGGAGUUCAAGCGUCGCCUGUGGCUGCAGGAGCUGCUGGAGGAGGUGCACACGGCCGACGACCAAGCGCCAUCUGUGCAGAGCAAAACCUCAAGUCAGACCUACAGCGGGAAUGCCCUUCACCAAAAGCCUCCAGGGGCCGCCAAAAACCUGCCCGGCAGGUUCAAGCUGGACAGGGAGGGCCCCAAUCUGCCCCAGGAGACCAACAAGUCUCUGGCCUACAAGGACCAGCCGCUCAAAGUGGCCACCAAGAGGAAAAAGAAAGUGAGGUUGGGCCGACGCAGGGAGAGCGACAAGAGACGGAGACGCGCGCGCUCCGCCGCCAGCCUCACGAGGGACACAGUACCAAGUUGAAAUAGAACCAGUAUAUUUUUUUUUAAACUACGUGGUACUGCACUAAGACGCUCACACAGUUCCAGCUGGACUGAGGACAGACUUGAACCACAGACGACUACGUCACGGUCACAUGGAAGGAGCUGUGCUUUGUAUGAUAGUAUUUUGUGUGUGUGUACAGUUCUGAUCCCGUCUCUGUCGCCCCCGGAGAUUCAACAGCGGGUUCUAACGUCUCCUGAAUAAACGCAAAAAAAAAAACCAAAGAAUUUCAGCUCAGCCUCAAAGUGGAGGGAAUAACAAUCCUGCCAAUAUUCGACCAGAAAAUUCGAUAACGGUUGUUCAUUUGGAACGACCGGGAGCCGCAGUUUGAGCGUUCAAACAGUUUGGAUUGAAGUGUCCUGCCGUAAUUUAUUUCACUUUGAGAGUGUAUAUUUAUUUUGUGAAUGUAUCCUGGUGCUGCUGACUAAAUUCCGUUGUGCACUUUAGUAAUAUCCUGUAAAUGUUCACUUGUGGUCGACUUUUAUUUUGAUGACUCUUUGCUCUCCUUCCUUCCUACCCCGCCCCUCGCGGACCUGUAACUUAUUGGAUGCUACAUCGAACCCACUCUCCUUUUUUUUUUUUUUUUUUUACACUAUAGUUUAUUUUUUAUAGAACAAGCCCGAGCGGAGGGCUGCAUCAUUCAUUUAAUGUUCUACUCUUGCACUGAGAACAUAAUGUACAUGUUUCCAGUUAUUCAAACAUUAAAGAUAUAGUCCCUUAGAAAUCACUUGGAUUCACGGUGUCUUUGUUCACCAGUCUUGUUUU